UUACACCGCAAACGAGAGCGAUCAUGCGAACCGGAGGAUGGAGGAGCAGACAACACGUAGCGGGUGGUCAACAGCUGCACGCUGAAGAUACCAUGCUUUAGCAUCAGCGCAGUCAGUCGGUGUGGGUGAACUUGUCGUUUUGGCCACUUUUGGUGACCAAACAGAAAAAUGGCGCCGUCGGGUUCGCGCAACGUUGACUGCUGGAGAGUUCUGUACUGGAUCCCUGUGCUGUUCAUCUGCGUGAUCGUGGCAUGGUCCUACUACGCGUAUGUAGUGCAGCUCUGCAUAGAAACUAUUGAAAACAUGGGAGAGAAAAUAGUUUACCUCCUGGCAUAUCAUGUGCUUUUCAGCAUGUUUGUGUGGUCAUACUGGCAAACCAUCUUCACAAAACCCAUGAACCCGCUCAAAGAGUUCCACCUGUCACACUCUGACAAAGAGCUAUUAGAGCAUGAAGAUCGGAGAGAAUCUCAACAGGAGAUCUUGAGAAGAAUUGCUAAGGAUUUGCCCAUUUAUACACACACAAUGUCUGGAGCUGUCCGCUACUGUGAGCACUGUCUGCUGCUGAAGCCUGAUCGAUGUCAUCAUUGCUCUGCCUGUGAUAAGUGCAUUUUAAAGAUGGAUCACCAUUGCCCGUGGGUAAACAAUUGUGUGGGCUUCUCCAACUACAAGUUUUUUAUGCUCUUUCUAGCAUAUUCUCUGUUGUAUUGCCUCUUCAUCACUGCCACAGACUUGCAGUAUUUCAUUCAGUUCUGGACUAAUGGUCUGCCUGAUACUCAAGCCAAGUUCCACAUUAUGUUCCUGUUUUUCGCCGCCUCCACGUUCUCAUUGAGCCUGGCGUUUUUGUUUGCUUAUCACUGCUGGCUUGUCUGCAAGAACAGAUCCACACUGGAGGCUUUUAGAGCACCUGCAUUCCAUUAUGGACCAGACAAGAACGGCUUCAGUUUAGGACUAAACAAGAACUUUCGCCAAGUGUUUGGAGAUGAAAAGAAAUACUGGCUUCUGCCUAUAUUUUCAAGCCUGGGUGAUGGCUGUUCUUUCCCCACUUGUCUAGUGAACCCAGACCCUGAACAGCCCUCCUCACCCCCUGGACACAACCCUUCAAUCAAAAGUGAUGGAGAAUCUCAUCAGUUUCCUCCAAAACCUCUGAGAGAGUCUCAGAGCCGGCUGAUCAGUAACACGCAGUCAGAGGGGAGUGAGGACAGAGACAAGCGAGGUACAAGCAACCCAGCCUUGACUAUUGAGAAGGAAACUUAGGAACAUGAACAUUGGACUGGUUUUAUUGGAAAGGUUUGUUCAAUCUAUCAUCUUUUUAUUUAUUUAUUUUUACUUAUUCUUCCAAUUAUAAAUUAAUACUUACCUAUCUUCUAGGUUUCUCUAGGAGUUUUGUGGUAGUGUUAUCUGUGUUAAAGAGAGGAAUCCUCUAUUCCUUUAAGGCUACACUGCUCAUUCACAGACCUCUGCUCACUCUCUACCUAAUAAAAUGUUAUGAUCUUUCAUAAGAACUAACAGCGCAGGAUUAUGGUGUGUAUAUACAUGAAGGACCACAGAGUCUCUUGUCUUCUUUGAAAAUUGUAUGGCUGAAAUAAACAAUGUGCCUAAAAGAUACCUACAGAAGUGGCUGAACAUUUGAUAACAUUACUGUGUGCCCUUACAUGACUGACAGGUUAAAAAUUUAGAAGUUUGUAUGGUAAAUGCCUUGAAUAUAGCUUGCGUGAUGUAGGCAGUGCUGAAGAAGGUGAACGUGAAGUACUUAUGCAUGCUAUGUGAUAAUGGUGGAACAUAGUGUUUUGUAAUGUUUAAAAUGUGAAAAGCAUCUCUAAAGAACAUGUAUUUUUUCAAUCACUACAUACAUACAAAUACAUUUGUAUGUCAUAAAUUUGGACGUCAUGAUCAAUAAUCGGUUUUAUUUGACCAAAGUUUCACUCAUACAAAUUGGAUUUUCCAAUAUCAGCCAUAAAAUCUGGAUCUCAUAUAUCCAGAAAUUUGCUGAAGUCAUACAAUACCAAAAUGAUUGAUGAAGCAAAUGUUAUAGGUUGUUUUCAAUGCAAAUAUGCCAAUUAAAAUUUUUUUUUUACACUAGACGUCCAAGGAUAUUCAAAUAGAAAAAAAAAUAUAUAAUAAAGUUUUUACCUGGUAAAAAAAACUUUCUGUAUGCACUUUGAACAGCGCUUGAAGGUGCACAUUUUUCCAAUUUCAUAUUGUCUGUCUUGUUUCCUAUUAAAUCAAGUAUGUUAUAGUAAUGUAUUGGUUUAACACUUACGCCCAUAUAUGGGAUACUUUAUACUUCCGCUGCAAACAAAAUAAAAAAAAAAAAAAAAUUCAUAUUGUCAGUAUAUCAGAUUUUUUUUUUUUUUUUAGCAUACUUUAUCUAAUCGUUUGUUUGCACAAUUAAUGCAAAACUCAAAGAUGUGUUUUUUUUUUAUGAUAAAGAUCACAUCUGAUUGAUCUAAGGGCUCUACUAAUGUACUAACUACAAUAUUUCUAUUUUGAUUCCAGUUAUUGCAUGUAAUGUACUUGGAUGAACUUGUACUUGAUUUUGACUGAGGUGUGAACCAAACCUCGUAUAUGGCAAAGUUGUGGUAUGUUUAGUAUUUUUUAUGGGAAUGUAUCGUGAAAGAUUUCUGGUGCUUAUUUUGUCAUUAGGCAGAAAUAAACUGUGAUACAAGAUUUCUACCCCUGGUCUCUGCAUUUGUGCACCUAGACCAGCUGAUUGUCCUGUACACAGAAGUUGCUGCUUUUGUUCUUUGAGAUUACUUUAUUUCUGCUGGCUCUUUGUUUGUAGCUUAACCUGUUUAAUGUUUUAUGACAUAUCUGUAUGAUUAGACUACUGAAUUAUAACUGGAUUAAUGUUAUUAAGCUGUGAGAGAAAUAAACAGAUAUUUUAUUAAAUGCAA
Myxocyprinus asiaticus (Chinese sucker) is the source of this 2894-nucleotide messenger RNA. RefSeq names its product palmitoyltransferase ZDHHC2-like. Gene Ontology annotation, molecular function: protein-cysteine S-palmitoyltransferase activity. NCBI's taxonomy places the organism in Eukaryota, Metazoa, Chordata, Actinopteri, Cypriniformes, Catostomidae. Gene Ontology annotation, cellular component: endoplasmic reticulum; Golgi apparatus. The transcript has 12 exons. Gene Ontology annotation, biological process: protein targeting to membrane; peptidyl-L-cysteine S-palmitoylation. Bases 169 to 1254 code for a protein of 361 amino acids. The record is from RefSeq and is a predicted model, not a curated record.